AUGCUGUGGAGCACUGCCCUCGUGGCCGCUCAGUCGGGCACGACCUUCUCGCGCAGUCCGACCAUCUCGACGAUUGCCGUGCAUCCAACCCCAACCGGUUCUGGUGGCGUCAUCCCUGAGGGCUUUGUCUCGUUCUCAAUCGAGCUGUCCAGCUUCCCGGACUUUGCUGGCAACAGCUCAGUCGGACCCAACCUCUUUUCGUACAACCUCCUCAACAAUAUUGGUAACUUGACCGGAACAAAGCCGUAUAUCCGCGUGGGCGGCAAUACACAGGACUUGGCUUUGUACGACGCCUCACUUGGUGUUGCUGAAAAUGGUAUUGUCGACCCGGAGAGAUCUGAAGACUACCCGACAACGCUCACCAUUGGCCCCUCGUUCUUCGAGUCUUAUGAUUCGUGGCCUGGCGUCAAGUUCAUCCACGGCUUCAACCUCGGUAAAAAUGGAACUGAUGGCCGCGAGAGUCUUCUCGCAACUGUGCCGCUGGCCUGCAAGGCUCUGAGUGACGGCAAGCUUCUUUACUGGGAGCUGGGCAACGAGCCGGAUCUGUUCAAGACGUCGGCGAAGCAGGGCAUCGUGCGUCCAACCAACUGGACAGAACACGACUAUGUGCAGGAGUAUUUGAACGGGACGAGGGCGAUUCGCGCGGAGCUGGCGAAGGCGUGCCCGGACUUGGCGACGGACGACAAGUACAAGUUCAUCGCGCCGUCUUUUGCGGGAACGAGCAAUAGCCUUGAUCCGAUCAAGACCUGGCAGGAGGGAUUCGAUGAAGACAAGAACAUCGCCCUAAUCUCCUCUCAUAACUAUAUUGACGGCGCCACUGAGCCUGGAGUGACCCUCCAAGGCACACUGAUGAGCCACACGUCGACCGUCAACAGCAUCAGCAAACAACUCAACGUCUCGCGCCUGCUGUCCAACUACUCGCUCCCCUUCAUCCUCGGCGAGACCAACUCGCUCUACAACCAAGGCGCGUCCGGCCUCUCCGACUCCUUCGGCGCCGCCCUCUGGGGCAUCGACUUCAACCUGUGGUGCGCCUCGGUCGGCAUCAAGCGCGUGCACAUGCACCAGGGCACAAACUACCGCUACGCGUCCUGGCAGCCCGUCGACACGGACAAAGCGACCAAAGGGACCAAGGCGCCCUACUACGGCAACAUCGGCGUCGCCGCCGCGCUGGGCGAUCUGACGGCCGCCCCGGUCCGCGUGGACAACCUGCCGCUGCCCGAAGCGCGCGAAGCCGCGUACGCGACGUACGGCAACGACGCCCUGCAGCGCGUGACGGUGGUCAACCUGCGCGAGUACAACGCCACGCAAGACGGCGGCGCUUCGGAGCGGCCCGAGACCGAGUACUGGUUCGGGGUGCCGACGGCGUGCAACGGCACGGGCGUGGUGCAGCGCGUCAUGGCGAGCGGGAGCGACGCGUUGACGGGCGCGUCGUUCAACGGCUUGACCUAUGGUUUCGAGCGCGAUCAGGGCAGGCCGGUGCUUUUGGGGAACGCGACAAAGGACGAGAUUGUGUGGGUGGGCCAGGACGGCGUGUUUGGCGUUAGCGUGCCGUGGUCGAGCGCGGCGAUUGUGCAGCUGAAGUGCUGA
Molecule: messenger RNA, 1587 nt
Organism: Aplosporella prunicola CBS 121167
Lineage: Eukaryota; Fungi; Ascomycota; Dothideomycetes; Botryosphaeriales; Aplosporellaceae
Product: glycoside hydrolase family 79 protein
Exons: 3
Coding region: 1-1587 (528 amino acids)
Source: RefSeq, a predicted model, not a curated record